ACUACGUCUAUGGUAACCGGGUUGAGUUAUCAGCCGGGUUAUUGUUUUUCAUUGAUUCAUAAAAAUUGAAAACGAUAUUGCUUACAAGUUACUUUACAGUUCUACAAAGAAAAUAGUCGUUUCUUUGUAAAACAAUUUAAGUUUAAAUAUGUCACAAAAUUCUGAAAAACCAUCUACUCAAGAUGUUGUGGAUCCGACUGGCCCAGCAGCCCGCAAAGGUGUUCUUAUAUCGUUUAGAACUGGCAAAACCAUGGAAAUUCCGGAAAAAGAUAUAUUGGGAAGAUGCAGAUUUGUUGGAGAGUUUGAAAAGUUAAACCGGAUAGGAGAAGGCACUUAUGGUAUUGUCUAUAGGGCUAAAGAUAAACUGAAUGGCAAUAUUGUGGCCUUAAAGAAGGUGAGGAUGGAUGUAGAAAAAGAUGGAUUGCCUUUGAGCGGCUUGAGAGAAAUACAGGUAUUAAUGGCUUGCAGGCAUGAGAACAUUGUGCAAUUAAAGGAGGUUCUAGUAGGCCGCUCUUUGGAAAGCAUAUUUCUCUCAAUGGAAUAUUGUGAGCAGGAUUUGGCAUCUUUAUUAGACAAUAUGACAUCUCCAUUCACUGAAUCUCAAGUCAAAUGCCUGAUGCUGCAAGUGCUCAAAGGACUGAAGUAUUUGCACUCCAAUUUCAUUGUGCACAGAGAUUUGAAAGUGUCAAAUUUACUACUGACAGACAAGGGGUGUGUUAAAAUAGCCGAUUUUGGUUUGGCACGUUGGUUGGGUGCUCCAGCGCGUAGUGCUACGCCUAGGGUUGUGACAUUGUGGUACAGAGCACCUGAACUCCUACUGCAGUCACCUAAGCAGACACCAGCUCUCGACAUGUGGGCUGCGGGAUGCAUCCUCGGAGAACUCUUGGCAAACAAACCACUUCUACCAGGAAGGACGGAGAUAGAACAGUUAGAGUUAAUAGUGGACUUACUGGGAACUCCAUCGGAUGCUAUCUGGCCAGAGUUCAGUACACUACCAGCGCUACAGAACUUCACUCUAAAGCAGCAGCCAUACAACAACCUAAAGCAGCGGUUCCCCUGGCUGUCGGCCGCGGGCCUGCGCCUACUCAACUUCCUCUUCAUGUACGACCCCAACAAGAGGGCCACAGCUGAGGAGUGUCUGCAGAGUUCUUACUUUAAGGAACAGCCGUUGCCGUGUGAUCCGAAGUUGAUGCCGAGCUUCCCACAGCACAGGAAUAUGAAGGGCCAGCAGAAGCCCCCCAGCAACCAGCUCAACAUCCCCCUUUCUAACCUCAACACUGGUGCCAACGACCAGACUAACAACCUGCCUGCUAUCUCAGACUUACUUGGAUCGCUUGUUAAGAAACGCAGGAUCGAAUAAGAGUGUACAGCGUAACUAAGUAUUCAUACAAGAUUUAGGGCUUGUCCCACCAAAUUGUAAAAACAUAUAAAAUAUGUGAUGGAAAUAUCGGAUUUUGUUACCUUAUCUGACAGUGAAUCACUUUUAUGCUAUCUGAAGUGCUAUCAGCCAGUGGUGGGACAGGCCCUAAUUUUUUUUGUAUCAUUUUAUGUGUUGUAAUUGGAUGGGAUUUGAAUUUUCUUUCCAAAUAAUUAUAAGAAUAAAAUUAAAACAGUUUUUUUCAUUA
Molecule: messenger RNA, 1625 nt
Organism: Papilio polytes (common Mormon)
Lineage: Eukaryota; Metazoa; Arthropoda; Insecta; Lepidoptera; Papilionidae
Gene: Cdc10
Product: cyclin-dependent kinase 10
Exons: 8
Coding region: 149-1360 (403 amino acids)
Biological process (GO): protein phosphorylation; regulation of mitotic cell cycle
Cellular component (GO): nucleus
Molecular function (GO): ATP binding; cyclin-dependent protein serine/threonine kinase activity
Source: RefSeq, a predicted model, not a curated record